AUGGCAGCAGUAACAGCAUCGGCUAACAAUGCAACAGGAACUUUUAUGUUUCAUCCUCGUCCAACAGUUUUUGAACAUCCUAUCACAUACGAUCUUCCUUCAACAACAAAUUCGACUUCAAUCGUAACUAAAACUUCUAAUACCGAUGAUUUUUCUCAGUAUUAUAUUACUCUUGAAUCUCGUACAACAAUUCAAAAAUCAGCCAAAGGACCAAUAUCUAUUGCUGAAUGUGAUUCACAGGGUAAAUCUGUUACUGUUGAAAAUACAAGUCGUUCAAAGAGUAUGGUACUUACUGGUUGGACAAUACGUCAACAAAGUGAAAAUGGCGAAACAUUAACAUAUACAUUUCCUGAUAAUUGUCUUUUAAGACCAAAUCAUUCAAUAAAAAUACUCACUAAACCAAACGAAUCAGAACGAAAAAGUACUGAUCUUAUCGCUUCAUCAUUGUCUUCAUGGCAUACAGGUUUGAAUUUCAUUACAACGUUGAUCAAUGCCGAAGGCAAGGAUCGUGCUUCAUUAACGAAAAAAACAAUAUUCUCUUGA
Messenger RNA from Rotaria socialis, 543 nucleotides. NCBI's taxonomy places the organism in Eukaryota, Metazoa, Rotifera, Eurotatoria, Philodinida, Philodinidae. The record is from the annotation of a GenBank genome assembly.